Molecule: messenger RNA, 2579 nt
Organism: Abrus precatorius (Indian licorice)
Lineage: Eukaryota; Viridiplantae; Streptophyta; Magnoliopsida; Fabales; Fabaceae
Exons: 2
Coding region: 121-852 (243 amino acids)
Source: RefSeq, a predicted model, not a curated record
CAGUUACUUGGACUCCCUGCUUCUUAUAAAACUCCUUCCAUCAUUCCCCAAAUCUAAAACCAUUAACUCUUUUCUUCUUUCACACUCUGUACUCUCCCUCUUCUUCCAUUCCCUUUAAGCAUGGACAAUCAACGCAACCCCCUUCUAAGUUGGGCUUACUACUGCCACGGAAAGACUCAAUCAAUGGACGAGCUGAAGCAGUCCCUUAUGUACACUACUCUUGAGCUUGAACAAACAAGAGCCACUGUUCAAGAGGAACUCAGAAAGAGGGAUGAUCAGCUACUUAGCCUUAAAGAACUGCUCAACAAAGUCAUAAGAGAAAGAGAUGAAGCACAAGAGAAAUGCCAAAGGCUUGUUUUGGAGAAGUUUGUUUUGCAGCAGCAUGCUGCUCCUGCUUCAGGGAUUUCAAGCAUUGAAGAUGAACCAAGGAGAGGAAUUGAGUCCUCCAACAAUGGCCUCUCAUCAUCAGAUUGUGAAGGAAGCAUUGUUUCCUCUCCAGUGAUGGAGCAUUUGCCACAACACCCCUUGUCAGAGUCAAUGAUUGAGUUGAUAUCACCAGAUAAACCGUUGCCAGAAAAGGGAAAGCUUUUGCAAGCGGUUAUGAAAGCUGGUCCUCUUCUUCAGACCCUGCUCCUUGCGGGACCACUUCCUCAAUGGAGACACCCACCACCACCUCUUGAGUCCUUUGAGAUUCCCCCUGUCACCAUUCCUUCACCGCCACAGCUCCUCCACCAAGAUUCUUUUGUUAACAAUACUCCCUCCAACUGUGCAAGACUUAGUAGAAAAAGGGUUCUCUGUGAGGGCUCUGAUUCUCCCUCACAGACCAAGUACCAAAGGAUUCUACUCCACUGACUACUAAGUCUGAUUUAUCCAUUCAGUUUUUAAUUUAUAUCUUUACAACAAAGUUAAUAUGAUUUAAAGCUUAGGAAUAGCAACCUGGUGUUGAACUGAUCUAGCAUAUGUACAGUGGACAGAAGAGGUUAUCCUGAUUUAACUUGGUGGGAGCAGAAGAACAAGAAGGAAAAAAAUACUUGAUUUUGGCUUUAUGGUAAUGUUUGGAUGAAGACUUUAUUUAUCCUUGGCAUUUUCCCCUAUUCACAUUCUCCUUUUGUUUUGUGUGAAGUGAAAGGGUCACUAAAAUUGUAAUGUAACUUAGAUACUGUAGUUCAGUAAGUAAUGUGUGUGUGAGAGAGAGAGAGAGGGAUUGGUGUCUGCGAUCACAUCAACAAUUAAGAGGAUGGGUGAUUGGGUCUGUAGUCGUUGGGAUUGGGAAAUGGUGUGGCCAACCACCAAGGGGGACGGCCAUGAGCUCUGCGUGUCGGGUUAGGUGGACCCACAAAUCAGAAUCAGGAUCUAUUGCUGGUGUGAUGUAUCAUUAUAUUAAGCUUUUCUUGGACAAGUUAUCAUUGUUCACUUCUUAUAUUACUUCUUAUCUUUUGUAAUUCUAAUUCACUAAAGCCUCUUUUAUGUGUCUCCUCAUUCUCUAAUCUGUUAAUGAUUUCCAUUUAGAGCGCGCCAAAUACUUCUUUUUAAGAGCAGAUAAUUUUGACUAUUAUAUAUCUGUGUUACCUAUCAUGAUGUUCGAUGAAAGCAUGGAAAUGAAAGGUAAAAUUAGACUCUGCUAACAAAUCAAGAAUACCAAAUUGUGGUAUAAAAAGUUGAAUCAUAUUAUUGUGUACACCAGAAAAUGAUUAAAAAAAGUUGUCUUCGAUCUUUAAACAACUGUUAUCGCAGAUAGUUGCUUAUCCCUCUAAUUCAUAGUCUGCCACUUCUCUUCCAGAGCGAUUGUGAUAUUAGAAAAUCCUUUAGUUACAAAUUUUCAUUAUUUUUGUGCCAAUUUUUAAUUUUUCAAGAUCUAAAAGAAGGGUGUCAGCAUCAGAGUUCAUACUAAGUGUAGCCAUGUUCUAUAACAGUGGUAAUGUUGAUCAAGGUGACAGUGUCGAGGGCAGGUAAAGGGAAGUCACAUGGAUAGUCUUGUUGAAAGCAGACAGGUAAAUGCAGAGACCGCAUUAACUUUGUUAAAAAUAGUGCGUACUGCACAUAAUUUCCAAGCCUUAGCCUUAUCCAGCAUAUGAUACUACUGUUCCUAUUGAAGAACCUCAGAUUUUAGGGCAUUUUGACCUCUGAUCUUUCCUGUAUUCCUCUCUUGCGUGGUUAGCGCAAGGUAUAGCUAAUUGCUUUCUUUGUUGCAAAAAAUUAAAAACAAAGACGUUACUUUCAUCCAGCUAGCUCUGCUAAUAAACAUUACAUCAAUGCAUCCUUGCCAGUGACGGCAACAAGAAAGUCCUAGAAAACACGCUAAGCCUCUUGUGAAGGGUGAACACUGGCUGCGCAAAUGACGCGACUCAUGCCUUACAAGACAAGAGACGUCGAAGCUUUAGUCAAUAGUAGGCUGAAAUAAGCCAAAUAAAAUAAAACUCGGGGGACACAAGUUAAUAUCACAACGAAAGUUUUAACGAAAUAAAGCCCAGGCCCAUUAUAUACAUCGGGCCAACAAGAAUGCCGCCUAUAUUCAAAUAGCCGAAAAUUCAAAGAGAGUUCAUUUCGAGUAUGCAAGAACGAAAAUUCAAAACACGCCC